AUGACAACAUCACCAUUUGAAACAUUAUUGUUAGAAACACCUUCUACUGUUCACAUUGAAUACACUGUUGAUAAUGUCAAGUCAAAGUUUUCACUUCCAUUCAAAGAUGAAACAAUGAUGGGCCAAAUAAAAGUAGAAAGAACUGUGAAAUUAUUAAAUCCGGAUAGCUUUGAAAUAAAUUACAGACUGAUUCCACAAGAUAGUAGUGUUGAGUUAAACUAUCUGGAAUUUGAAUAUGAUAUGAAUUUAGAAGCCAAAGUGAUGAUGGCAGAAGGGUUUCAAUGUUGGAGUACUACAAAAGAAAUGGGUAAAUAUAAUCGACUAGCAGCCAUUCCUUCUGUCGUCUCUUGGUUUACCAAAUUUAAUCUUCAAGGGGAUUAUGAUUUCUUUAAUUAUUCAGGCCAAGUUGGACAUAUUCACUCUACAGGUUAUACCUAUUUACGUGAUACUAAGUCAAAUCAUAUCGUUUUUUUGGGUUCUAUCUCUGAAGAAUCAGGUUAUACUUAUUAUAAAGGACAUCUUGAUAAUAAUAAAUUUUUUCUUUAUAAAGAUAUUGAUGGCAAAAGGUUAGAGAAACAUCAUGAAUUAUGCAUUCAAUUGUAUGUAAGUCAAGGAGAUCAUAUAAGGGAUCUUGGAUCUAUUUGGGAAAAGUAUGCUGACUAUUAUGAUCCUCUUCAUGAAUUUAAAAAUCCUCGUCAUCUAACAGGCUGGUCUUCUUGGUACAAUCAUUAUGAAAGGGUGACGGAAGGGGAUGUUAUGUCGAGCUUGAAUGCAUUUAAAGAACACCAGUAUCCGAUUGAUGUAUUUCAGAUCGAUGAUGGGUUCGAAUCACAAGUAGGUGACUGGUUAGAGGUAGAUAAGGUUAAAUUUCCUAGAGGUAUGAAAGCUCUUGCAGACGAUAUAAAGGAGCAAAACUACAUUCCUGGUAUCUGGUUAGCUCCCUUUGCAGUAGGUUUCAAAAGUAAAAUAGUAAAGGAACACCCUGAAUGGUUAUUAAAGUAUCCAGAAAAUGGAAGCCUGGUUGUUGCUGGACCCAACUGGGGAGGCUUCUAUGCGAUUGAUAUCUAUCAUGAUGAAGCUCGUCGUUACCUUCAACAUGUAUUUGAUCAAGUUAUCGAUGUUUGGGGAUAUAAACUUAUUAAAUUGGAUUUCUUGUUUGCAGCUGCUAUGAUUCCUCGUUUAGGUAAAUCCCGUGGAGAGAUUAUGUGGGAUGCGAUGGAGUUCGUGAUGGAACUUGUUCGUAAACGUGCAAUGCUAUUGGGGUCAGGAGUUCCAUUACCUUUUACAUGGGGUCGAUUAGAGUAUUCCCGUGUAAGUAGUGAUGCAUCCCCCUGGUGGGAUGAUUCGGUGCUUCGUAUCGCUCAAGUCCGUGAGCGUGUAUCAAGCUACAACGCUAUUACAUCUACACUCAAUCGAUGGCCUAUGGGUUCUACCAUGUUUGGUAGUGACCCUGAUGUCUUCUUUAUAAGGUCUAACAACAAUAAGUUGACUAAAGAAGAAAAACAUACACUCUUGAUCGUCAACCUCGUUUUCGGUCAGCUUACAUUAAUGUCUGAUAACGUCCAGUUUUAUGAUAAACAAGAACAUACACUUUAUAGCUCCAUUUUCCCAAAGCCAGUGGCCCACGUUCAAGAGCUUGUCUCUAUUGGAUUAGAUAUUUAUCAAGCAAGCUAUCAAUGCAAUGGCCGUGAUUAUAUCUUUAUCUCUAAUAUAUCCCCUUUACCUUUUAUGGCUCAAUUACCCCUUGCGUCUAAUGGAGAAUAUGACUACUUCUUUGAACAUAGUAAUGUGUUGAUGAAUGGAGGAUCCCAUGUAGAUUGGUAUAGGUCACAGACACAACUAUUCUUGAAACCACAUGAAACAAGAAUCUUUAUGAGAAUUGCUUCAGAUAGUAAGGAUAUCUUUAUGGGAUCUACUGGCCAUAUCGUACCAGGUGCUGAAAUUGAGAGUUUAAGGAUAGACGAAAAAGAUAGCAUUCAUAUUACGUUAAAGAGACCUUAUAUGAGAAAAAAGAAUCGAAUCUAUCUCAAACUAAAAUCAGACGAUAGUGAGCUUCCUACUGUUUAUGUAGAUGGACAAUCUGUUUCACGUAUAGAGAAAGUGAUAUGGAAUCAGCAUGUCUCUGUAGCUAAAAUUGUUAUUUCUUGA
Molecule: messenger RNA, 2148 nt
Organism: Cokeromyces recurvatus
Lineage: Eukaryota; Fungi; Mucoromycota; Mucoromycetes; Mucorales; Mucoraceae
Product: glycoside hydrolase superfamily
Exons: 2
Coding region: 1-2148 (715 amino acids)
Biological process (GO): carbohydrate catabolic process
Molecular function (GO): alpha-galactosidase activity
Source: RefSeq, a predicted model, not a curated record